Messenger RNA from Blumeria graminis f. sp. triticale, 4119 nucleotides. NCBI's taxonomy places the organism in Eukaryota, Fungi, Ascomycota, Leotiomycetes, Helotiales, Erysiphaceae. The record is from the annotation of a GenBank genome assembly.
AUGUUCACAACCUCUAUGCCUCAACUGGCCUUCAAGUCACCGCCACUUGGUCUUCAUUCCCCUCCAGACUCGAACGCAUUGAAAGAUGGAAGUGAUUCAGAGCUUUCAGACCUGGAAAUGGAUUUGGAUCCUUCCUCUAACUCAGAAUUGCACCUGGAGCCCAAAGAAAUAAUCGACGGCGUUCCCGUCUUCGCCCCAAGCAUGGAGCAGUUCCAAGAUUUUGAAAAGUUCAUCACCGCAGUGAACCCAUGGGGUAUGACUCAUGGAAUUGUCAAAGUAAUACCACCCAAAAAAUGGCUCGAUGAGCAACCGUCCCUUCACGAAGAAGUCAAAAAAAUAAAAAUCAAAAACCCCUAUAUCCAGGAAAUGAAUAAUCAAGGUAGCAGAGGCACAACUGGAAACUUCCGACAGCUAAAUUUAUCUUCCAACCGUACUUACAAUAUCGUGGAAUGGCGUGCUCUUUGUAAUCAGCUCAGUCGGCAACCACCAGCUAAGAGAGGUGAAACUCGGAGGGCUCCAGAAAAGUUAGUCAAUGCAGCCAAGAAAAAAGUUGAAUUUGGUCGACCUUGCGAAAAUAGUGAAAGUACUGUCGGAAGAAUGAGCAAGCCUAGCUUGGGUAAAAAAUCUAAAUCAAAGCCCAAAGAAGAAGAGGUUUCUGUCAAUUCACGGCGAAAUAAAUACCGUGAAGAUGAUACCCUUGUUGACGAAAAAGCAUUCAAAGACUUCGAUUAUAAUCUCUAUGAAGAAUUUGAUGAUGAGCGGUGUCAAGAAUUAGAAGUAGCCUACUGGAAGCAUAUAUCCUACGCUCCUCCAAUAUACGGUGGAGACAUGCCUGGAACACUUUUCACGGACAAGACUAAAGUUUGGGAUUUACGAAACUUGCCUGGAUUUCUCAAUUACUUAGACGAAAAAGUACCCGGUAUCAACACCACCUACCUAUACAUCGGAUCAUGGAAAUCGACGUUCUCAUGGCAUCUGGAAGACGUUGAUUUGUAUUCAAUAAACUAUCUUCAUUUUGGAGCUCCAAAGCAAUGGUAUAGUAUAUCUCAGGGUGAUCGAGAGAGGUUUGAAAAAGCAAUGGCUAUAAAGUGGCCGGAAGAAUACAAAGAUUGCAACCAGUUUCUCAGGCAUAAAACUUUUCAAAUCUCUCCAGCUGCACUGUUGAAAGAGUUUAAAAUUAAAGUGAAUAAGAUUGUCCAUAGGCCAGGCGAAUUCAUGAUAACAUUUCCAUAUGGAUACCACGCAGGAUACAAUUUGGGGUACAACUGUGCGGAGGCAGUAAAUUUUGCUGUCGAUGAGUGGAUACCAAUCGCUGAGAAGGCUAAACGGUGUGACUGCGCGCAGCAACAAGAUAGUGUAUGGGUUGAUCUCGAUUCACUUCGGAAAAAGUUGCCUCGCACUCACAAGUGGUAUCUCGGCGAACCUGGAGAGGAAGAAUAUUUCGAAGAAGAUGAAAUUGACCAGCCGACGGAUAUGCCCACACCACCUCAUAGUGGCAGUGACAUCAAGAUCUGCCAGCCGCGCAAACGAAAACAUAUCACUCCCAAAACGCAAAUUCGACCACCUAAGCGUCGAGCUACUGUCAAGGUACCCGAAGAGCCAGAUUGUAUUCUCUGUCCAAACGCAGGAUUUGAAAUACUAUCAACCGACAAUGGCAAGAAAGCGCACCGUAUUUGCGGGGAAUAUAUUCCGGAAACAUGCGUCGUCGAAGACGUUGUUCAUGAUAUAGGCUUCAUAUCGAAGGCUAGAAUGGGUCUUAAAUGCAUCAAUUGCCGCUCGAAAAAAGGGGCAUGUUUUCAGUGCUCUGCGGCAAAAUGUACUAGAGCUUAUCACGCUACUUGCGCUGCUGCUUCAGGUGUUCUGGUACAAAAAGUCUGGAUCUCUAGCUAUGUCGAAGAUGGGACAGAAUACAAAGAAGAAAUAUUUGAUUUUCGAUGUCGCUUUCAUCGCCCUCGGCGCGAUAAGGAUAUCGACGAAGUGACUUUAUCAGAGGAUUGUAAAAUAAAGCAGUUCGGAUAUGGGCUGGAAAAAGGUGAUGUGUGCCAAUUUCAGUAUCUCCGCUCUGAAAUCUUUGCUGGCUUAGUUAUCUCAAACAAUCGUUCUGAAAGUUCAGUAACAAUAAAUGUCUUAUUUGAUAAGACCAAUACUUCUAUCGAGAUCGACUACAGGUGGCUGCUCGUCCCACCACUUGAGCAAACAUUGCAGAAGCCGUCUUCGGGCGCAAUACCCAUGCCUAAGUCAUUCAAGGCUAAAGAGUCAUUGAAUACGAAAGCAAGGCAAUUUGAUGACGUACCAAUGACACGUGAUUCAUUCGUCGAAAAUUUUACUUGGGCAGAAUAUAAGAUACAUGAUCUUGAUCCAAAUCCCGAACAGAUUCCGAUUGAUUUAUCCAAGGAAAAUCAGAUAUGGUAUUACCUUGGUAAAACAUCGACUGAAGCCAAAGCCCAAUUCACCGAGGACAUUACUAAGCCACGAGAUAAUCCUAAGGGUCAUUUUCUAACCACUGUGUCCAAACCUUCUCCAGCUCGCACAAAAUCUUCUCACAAUUCUUCUCGUUCCUCGAAAAGUUCGGGUCAUUUAGCCAGUAACCUGCUUCGAAGCUUGACUAAAUCAAACUUAGAGCGUGCUGAUAAAAUUAAAACACAGCAAAAUAAACUAGCCUCCAAACCGCACCAGCGUACCAAAGCACUGCCAGAUAUAACAUUAUCAUCGCACAAACGUCCCCCUAAACUUACGAGUGAUAGACGUGCAACAGCUACCUCAAUAAAGAACAACCGAAAAAAGCUGAGUAGCUUUCCAACUCCGAACUCUGGGCAAAAGCACCUAAAAAACCAAGGCCCGAAAAAUAAAUCUAUCACUCAACCCAAUGGAUUAAAUUCUCUCCCCCCUCUGAGUCGUAAAUCACAGCCUUCACUUCUUCUUACACAACCAAACUGGCCCUCCCUUAAUCCUAAGGUCCCGAAUUCGGUCAAGACAUUUGAUAAAAAUAGGUCGUCUCCAGUACCAUGUUCUGCACCAAAUGGAGACCAACAGCAAAUAUUACGCCAAAUAAAACCUCGUCCAUCAGGCACUCGACCACUCAAUGAUACAGAUGAACCGGUCGUUCUUCCAGCUAACAGUUAUAAGCCGACGUCUAUCUUGAGUCCUUUUAUGAAAUACAAGUACUUACAAAUCGAACAUAAUAAAGAUGUGCGGAGUUACAAGUCUCCAUAUCGUAUUGGUGGUGGGUUUUCGAAUGGCUACGAGCGAACUAAAAGCAGUUUGAAGAACCAAUAUUCGAAGACAGAGAUAAAUAACAUGAAGUUAUCAUCGAAUUACCCCGUCACUGCUCCUUUUGCAGGAAAACGUGAAAUUCUCGAAUCCACGGUCAGAAGGAAUUACAACCCCUAUCAAGAUCCACGCUAUUCGAACAUGUCAAAUAGCAAUAGAAAUAGAGGAUUUAAAAACUAUGACAACCAAUCACUACCAAAUAAAUCUCCUUCGAAUGCUCAUAAUCCGAACGCUGCUAAACAGCCGCAGCUAAGUAAAUCAAUACUUUCCAUGAAUAUCGAACCAGCCGCAAAAGGCCCAUCGCAUUCACCGUACGUAAGGAUCACGAAUCGUAGUAAUAGCGUUGCAGCAAUUCUGAAUGAUGAGCCAAAACGUAACAGCCACUCAUCGCGAUGUGAUAUUUCUUACCCAAACAACCAGCUAAAAGUCUCCAGUCCACAAGCCCGAAUUGAGAAUUCUUACGAAGACAGACGAAAUGUACCAGAUUCAAAGUGUCGUAAGAGUUGGCAAGAUAUUUGUCUCAAUGAAAAUCCAAUUGAGAUUCCGGGUUUGGGACAAUUGACUAAUAAUACGAUGGGUAGGCAGCAUAGUUCUCGCCAUCCCCAAGCUCACGACCAAAUUAAAAGUGAAUCAUAUUUGAAGUCUAAUAACGACAUUAUCCAGAAAGAACAAAAGAUCAAAUUUCCAUUACCGUCCGCGUCAGGAUUUCUCCGACAAAACUUUCAAAACUCAUUACUUUGCAACAAUGAGCCUAAUUUCCCUGAUGUUCCGCCUGAUAUUUCGACACUUAUUGAGCGAAUGAUGAAUAACCUCAAAAAAGCAAGUAACCAUAAUAAUGGUAUGCACUGA